AUGGUUAACCUUUCGCUGUACGCAAUACAGGGUGUAUUAAUUUUAGACAACGAAGGGAAGCGUGUUUUUACCAAGUAUUUUCAUCCUCCUCAUGAACCAGUUAGUGAUGGAUGGAGCUUCUCUACUGUUAAGAAGCAGAAAGAGUUCGAAGCAAAAUUAUUUAAGAAAACCUAUAAGAAGAAUGCUGAGAUUUUAAUUCUAGAGGACCGCUUAGUGCUAUAUAAAGAGUGCGCUAAUGUUAUUUUAUAUGUUAUGGGAUCGCUUGAAGAAAACGAAAUUGUGCUUCAGGAUACGUUAAACGCUAUUAAAGUAGGCAUAGAGGUUGAAUUGAAUACUGAUAUCGAUAAGAAGGCCAUUCAGGAUAAUUAUGACGUUGUUUGUCUUGUAGUGGAUGAAGUUAUUGAUGAUGGCAUUAUUUUAGAGACGGAAUUGCGGACCAUAAACUCUAGAGUUACCAAAGCCCCAACAAAUGAACCUACGAUUACAAUUGAUCUAUCAGAGAAGGGUUUGUUAAGCGCCUGGGGGUUUGCGAAAAGUAAGCUUGCCGAGACUUUACAGCAGGGAUUGUAA
Eremothecium sinecaudum is the source of this 570-nucleotide messenger RNA. RefSeq names its product coatomer subunit zeta (gene RET3). Gene Ontology annotation, biological process: retrograde vesicle-mediated transport, Golgi to endoplasmic reticulum; intra-Golgi vesicle-mediated transport; intracellular protein transport. The record is from RefSeq and is a predicted model, not a curated record. Bases 1 to 570 code for a protein of 189 amino acids. Lineage: Eukaryota; Fungi; Ascomycota; Saccharomycetes; Saccharomycetales; Saccharomycetaceae. The transcript has a single exon. Gene Ontology annotation, cellular component: COPI vesicle coat.